AUGGAUAACCCAUCACUUCCUGCUGCCAUAAUGGGGGCAGCUACAUCUGUUAUUGCUUUGGGUGUUGUUCUUUUGAAAGGACUAAGAUCUAGAAGAGUUAUGCCUAGAGAACCUCAUGAUUGUGUGGGAGCUAUUGAUGGAACUCAUGUUCGUGCAUCUGUUCCAAUUCAAAUACAAGGAAGGUUUCGUGGCCGAAAGGAUGGAACAACACAAAAUGUCCUUGUUGUUGCUACCUUUGACUUAAAAUUCACUUAUGUAUUAGCUGGUUGGGAAGGAAGUGCACAUGAUUCACGUGUCUUAAAUGACGCACUCUCUAGGCCAAGGGGAUUAAAAAUUCCUAAAGGUAAAUAUUAUCUUGGUGAUGCUGGUUAUGGAGUUCGGAAAGGAAUUCUAUCCCCUUAUCGUGGUGUUCGUUACCAUUUGAAAGAGUUUAGUGAUAACCCGCCAAGAAAUGACAAAGAAUUAUUCAAUCUUUGCCAUUCUUCUUUACGCACUAGCAUUGAGCGUUGUUUUGGGGUUUUGAAGAAACGUUUCCACGUGUUAGAUGCAGAACCUUUUUGCUCACUCCCAACACAAGUGGAUGUAGUCUUAGCUUGUUGCAUAAUUCACAAUCAUAUAAUAGGAGUUGACCCUUUAGACUCAAUUAUGAGCAAUGGGCUUCAUGGUAGUCCACUUGCAAAUGAUAGUACAAGUAGAAGAGUCCAACAAUCACAAAGGGAAGCCCAAGAAGAAAAUAGAGAAUGGGUUCAAAAAGGGGAUAAUAUUUGUCAUAAAAUGUGGGAGGAUUAUAAUGCUAUGGAGUGA
Messenger RNA from Quercus robur (English oak), 804 nucleotides. Its product is annotated as protein ALP1-like. Lineage: Eukaryota; Viridiplantae; Streptophyta; Magnoliopsida; Fagales; Fagaceae. The transcript has 3 exons. The record is from RefSeq and is a predicted model, not a curated record. Bases 1 to 804 code for a protein of 267 amino acids.